Messenger RNA from Zasmidium cellare ATCC 36951, 1530 nucleotides. RefSeq lists its product as uncharacterized. Gene Ontology annotation, cellular component: cytosol. Gene Ontology annotation, molecular function: phosphogluconate dehydrogenase (decarboxylating) activity; NADP binding. The transcript is spliced from 2 exons. NCBI's taxonomy places the organism in Eukaryota, Fungi, Ascomycota, Dothideomycetes, Mycosphaerellales, Mycosphaerellaceae. Gene Ontology annotation, biological process: pentose-phosphate shunt, oxidative branch; pentose-phosphate shunt. The record is from RefSeq and is a predicted model, not a curated record. The coding region runs from base 1 to 1530 and encodes 509 amino acids.
AUGGCUCCCAAUCACCCUGAGAUCAAGAAACUCGCCAUGAUUGGCUGUGGCGCCAUGGGUGGUGGAAUGGCAUUGUUGUUCGCCGAGAAGGGGUGUGAAGUGCUACUCAAAGAUCCUUCGAACGAGGCGAUGGUUAAGGUGAUUGAGCAGGGCAAGAAGGAUGGCGUUGGCAACAGCAUCACCAAGUAUCAAACGUACGAGGAUCUUUGCAAGAACUUGGGCACACCGAAGGUGUUUGUGUGGUCGUUGCCGCAUGGUACUGUGGGCGAUUCGGUGUUGGAGGGCUUGUUGCCUUAUUUGACGAUGGGCGAUAUUAUCAUUGAUGCGGCGAAUGAGAUGUGGGAGAAUACGGAGAGGAGGCAGGGGAAGUGUGCUACGAAGGGGAUUCGGUAUGUGGGGAUGGGGGUUAGUGGUGGAUAUCAGGCAGCACGACGAGGACCAUCGAUGUGCCCGGGCUCUGAUUCGGAGACUCUCGAUAUCGUUCUGCCACUCCUUCAGAAGGCUGCAGCCAAAGCCCCUGAUGGCACCCCUUGUGUGGCCAAGAUUGGCACUGGCGGAGCUGGUCACUACUGCAAGAUGAUCCACAACGGCAUCGAGCACGGCAUGAUGUCCGCUGUUGCUGAGGCAUGGGGAAUCAUGACCAAAGGUCUCGGCAUGAACCUUGACGAAGUCGGCGACGAACUCCAUCGCUGGAACAAGACCGGCGAACUGCAAGGCACCUUCCUCGUCCGCAUCGGCGCCGAGAUCUGCCAGACCAAAGACGACAAGGGCCAGCACAUCCUCGACACGGUCGAAGACAAAGUCGUCCAAGACUUCACCGGCGAAGAAGGCACCGGCAUCUGGUCCAACACCGAAGCCAUCAACCACCACGUCCCCGCCCCAACCCUCACCGUAGCGCACUACCUCCGCCUCGCCUCCGGCGACCUGCACCAACGCCGCACCAUCAAGACGACCUUCUUCGGCGCCGCCAACGACUCCACCUGGCCGCCCCAACGCCUCUCCCCCUCCGACAAACCCGCCUUCCUCGAAGACCUCCGCAAAGCCACCUACCUCGCCUGCCUGGCCUCGUACGCCCAAGGCCUCAACAUCAUCGACAAAGCCGACCGCGGCAACCACUUCAACAUCGACUACGUCGCGCUCCUCCAGAUCUGGCGCGCCGGCUGCAUCAUCCAGGCCGACUACAUCUCGACCCUCCUCCUGUCCCUCUACUCCUCCCUCGCCACCACGAAGAACCCCUCCUCCUCCGCCGACAAAAACCCGCUGUACGCCGCGGAGAUCGCGGCGGAGGUCAAGCGCAACUACGCGCCGCUCAAGCGCGUUGUGGCGAAGGGGGUUGAGGCGGAUCAUGUCGUCCCUGCGCUCGGGGCGACGCUGGAGUGGGUCAAGCAGAUGGUGAGUGUGGAUUUGCCUACGAGCUUUUAUGAGGCGGAGUUGGAUUAUUUUGGCAGGCAUAUGUAUGAUCGGAAGGGCGAGGAUGAGGCGGGAAGGCCGGAGAUGGGGAGGUUUCAUUAUGAGUGGAAGCCGGCGUAG